Molecule: messenger RNA, 6945 nt
Organism: Benincasa hispida (wax gourd)
Lineage: Eukaryota; Viridiplantae; Streptophyta; Magnoliopsida; Cucurbitales; Cucurbitaceae
Source: RefSeq, a predicted model, not a curated record
GGCGGAACGAAUUGUUAAAAGAGAGAGCAAAUAGGAAAUGUGAGAAGAGCCCCCAUCACUGUGCUGGGGAGAGAAGAGAAGAGAAGAGACUGAAAUAGAAAGGAGCAAGCGAGCAAAGCUAGGUACUGGGUGUUCUCAAACGCCAUUGUAGUCCUCGUAAAGGUACACAGCUCUCACUAAAAGCCAUAGCUUUCUGUAGCUCCUUCUGUAACUGCUACAAGGUUUUCAUUUCGCACCUGGGGGUUUACUUGUAGGGUUUUGAACUCCUUCGAGUUCUUCCAUUCAGGAAAAAGAAAACAGAAAAGAAAAAUAAAAAAACGAAGAAGAAGAAGAAGAAGAAGAAGACCAUCUCAGCUUGUAUCUAUACUGAAAACAAAUAUCAUUAUAAAAAGUUACCGUUAGAGGGAUGGAGGAGGCACCCUCUUGCUCAUCUAUUUUAGAUGGGGAAAUAGUGGGAAUAAGAUUUUCAUUGGCCAAUGGUCAAGAAAUUUGUAUUGCAGCUAUCAGUGAUUGCCCUAUUACCCAUGCUAGUCAGCUCUCAAAUCCAUUUCUUGGUCUGCCAAUUGAAUUUGGAAAAUGUGAAUCAUGUGGUACUUCUGAACCUGGGAAGUGUGAAGGCCAUUUUGGAUAUAUUGAAUUACCAAUUCCCAUUUAUCAUCCCAAUCACAUAACUGAAUUGAAGAAAAUGUUAAGUUUGCUGUGUUUGAAGUGCUUAAAAAUGAAAAAAACCAAGUUUCCUUCGAAGAAUAUUGGUUUUGCAGAAAGAUUGUUAUCCGCAUGUUGUGAGGAUGCUUCACAAGUUUCUAUUCGAGAGGCAAAAAAAGCAGACGGUGCUAGUUACUUGCAACUAAAAGUACCAUCUAGGACUUCACUACGAGAAGGAUUUUGGGAUUUUUUAGAAAGAUAUGGUUUCCGUUAUGGUGAUAAUCUCACUCGAACCUUGCUCCCUUGCGAGGUGAAGGAAAUGCUGAAAAAAAUUCCCAAUGAGACCAGAAAAAAGCUUGCUGGCAGAGGUUAUUGUCCUCAGGACGGAUAUAUCUUGCAAUAUUUACCAGUCCCUCCCAACUGCUUGUCGGUACCAGAAAUUUCUGAUGGUGUUACUGUCAUGUCUUCGGAUCCAGCUGUUUCAAUGCUGAAGAAAAUUCUUAAGCAAGUGGAAAUCAUUAGAGGUUCUAGGUCUGGUGCUCCAAAUUUUGAAUCCCAUGAAGUAGAAGCUAAUGACUUGCAAUUGGCCGUUGAUCAAUAUCUCCAAGUUAGAGGAACUGUUAAGGCAUCUCGUGGCAUAGAUGCACGAUAUGGUGUUAAUAAAGAGUUAAAUGAUCCUUCCACUAAAGCAUGGCUUGAGAAAAUGAGAACUUUGUUUAUUCGAAAGGGCUCUGGUUUCUCUUCUCGCAGUGUGAUUACUGGAGAUGCUUACAAACUAGUUAAUGAAAUUGGCGUACCUUUUGAAGUAGCACAAAGGAUCACAUUCGAGGAGAGGGUUAGUGUGCAUAACAUAAAGUAUUUACAGGAACUGGUGGACAAGAAGUUAUGUUUAACCUACAGAGAUGGUUCUUCUGCCUAUUCACUUCGUGAAGGUUCAAUGGGCCAUACUUAUCUGAAACCUGGUCAAAUAGUUCAUCGGCGGAUCAUGGAUGGAGACAUUGUUUUCAUCAAUCGACCUCCAACUACUCAUAAACAUUCUUUGCAAGCUCUGAGGGUGUAUCUGCACGAUGACCACACAGUCAAGAUCAACCCUCUAAUAUGUGGACCCUUGAGUGCAGAUUUUGAUGGUGAUUGUAUUCAUCUAUUUUAUCCCCAGUCCAUUGCAGCAAAAGCUGAGGUGUUGGGACUUUUCUCUGUGGAAAAACAGCUGCUUAGCUCUCACAGUGGGAAUCUGAAUUUGCAGUUGGCUAAUGAUUCAUUGUUGUCUCUCAAGAUGAUGUUCAGGAAAUAUUUCUUGGACAAAGCUGCUGCACAGCAACUGGCCAUGUUUGUUUCUUCGUAUCUGCCACCUCCUGCCUUAUUGGGAGUUCGUUCUGGAAGUCUUCAUUGGACUGCUUUGCAGAUACUACAAACUGUGUUGCCUGCAUGUUUUGACUGCCAUGGGGAUAGUUACUUGAUAAAGAAUAGCGAUUUUCUUAAAUUUGACUUUGACAGAGAUGCUAUGCCAUCAUUAAUUAAUGAAAUUUUGACGUCAAUUUUUUUUCAGAAGGGUCCUGAAGAGGUUCUGAGAUUUUUUGAUUCUUUACAGCCGUUAUUGAUGGAACAUAUAUUUUCAGAAGGUUUCAGUGUUGGCUUGGAUGAUUAUUCCAUGCCCAUGGCAUUUUUACAAGCUCUUCAAAAGAAUAUUCAAGUUAUAUCACCUUUGCUGUAUCAGUUAAGGUCAACAUUCAACGAGCUGGUGGAGUUGCAGUUAGAGAAUCACAUUCGAGCAGUUAAAGUUCCAUUUACAAACUUUAUCUUAAAAUUAUCUUCAUUAGGGAAAUUAUUUGACUCCAAAAGUGAUUCAGCUGUUAACAAGGUGGUUCAACAAAUUGGGUUUCUUGGAUUGCAGCUUUCUGACAAGGGAAAAUUUUAUUCCAAGACAUUGAUCGAGGAUGUGGCCUCUCUGUUUCACAAUAGAUAUUCUUCUGAUAAAAUUGACUAUCCUUCUGCUGAAUUUGGAUUGGUCAAAGGAUGUUUUUUCCAUGGUUUGGAUCCAUAUGAGGAAAUGGUCCAUUCAAUUUCCACAAGAGAGGUAAUGGUUCGUUCAUCGAGAGGGCUUACUGAACCUGGAACUCUUUUCAAAAACUUGAUGGCCAUCCUUCGAGAUGUUGUUAUUUGUUAUGAUGGUACUGUGAGGAAUGUUUGUAGCAAUUCCAUCAUUCAACUUGAAUAUGGAAUGAAGGCUGGAAUGAUGAAGCCUUAUAGUUUAUUUCCUCCUGGUGAACCGGUUGGUGUUCUAGCAGCUACCGCCAUGUCGAAUCCUGCUUAUAAGGCAGUUCUUGAUUCUACUCCUAGCAGCAAUUCAUCAUGGGACAUGAUGAAGGAGAUUCUUCUUUGCAAGGUCAGUUUUAAGAAUGAGCCUAUUGAUCGUCGGGUGAUAUUAUAUCUGAAUAAUUGUGCUUGUGGUAGAAAAUAUUGCAAUGAAAAUGCAGCGUAUGUGGUUAAGAGUCACCUGAAGAAAGUCACCCUUAAAGAUGCGGCAGUGGAUUUCAUGAUCGAAUAUAACAGACAACCGACUCCCUCAGGGCUUGGUCCUGGGCUUGUUGGUCAUGUGCAUCUUAACAAGAUGCUCCUUAAAGAAUUGAAGAUAGACAUGACUGAAGUUUUACGAAGAUGCCAAGAGACUAUCAGUUCUUUCAGGAAGAAGAAGAAGAAAAUUGCUCAUGCUUUACGAUUCUCUAUCAGUGAACAAUGCUCUUUCCAUCAAUGGAAUGGAGAAGAGAGCACUGAUAUGCCAUGUCUAAUAUUCUGGCACGAGACAAGAGAUGUUCAUUUGGAGAGAACUGCACACAUCCUUGCUGACGUAGUCUUUCCCCUGCUUUCAGAAACAAUCAUCAAAGGUGACCCUCGGAUCAGUUCUGCAAAUGUGAUCUGGAUUAGUCCAGAUUCAACCAGCUGGCAAAAAAAUCCUUCCAGGUGGCAGGAUGGUGAACUAGCGUUGGAUGUCUGUCUGGAAAAAUCGGCAGUGAAACAAAAUGGUGAUGCUUGGAGGAAUGUGCUGGACUGUUGCCUACCUGUUAUUCACUUGAUUGAUACCAGAAGAUCAGUUCCUUAUGCCAUCAAACAAGUUCAGGAUCUGCUUGGCAUUUCAUGUGCUUUUGAUCAAAUGAUCCAGCGGCUUUCAAAGUCAGUGUCAAUGGUUUCAAAAGGUGUUCUUGGAGAUCAUCUCAUUCUGCUGGCAAACAGUAUGACAUGCACAGGAAAUAUGAUUGGCUUCAAUUCAGGUGGAUAUAAAGCAUUAUCUCGUGCACUGAACAUCCAAGUACCAUUUACAGAAGCAACUUUGUUUACACCAAGAAAAUGUUUCGAGAGAGCUGCUGAGAAAUGUCAUAAGGAUUCUUUAUCAAGCAUAGUGGCCUCCUGUUCUUGGGGUAAACAUGUUGCUGUUGGUACAGGAUCAAGGUUUGACAUCCUUUGGGACCAAAAAGAGUUAGGAUGCAAACAAGAUGAUGUUGUGGAUGUUUAUAACUUUUUACACAUGGUGAGAAGUAGUAAAUCAGAAGAGCCAACGUCUGCAUGCCUAGGUGAAGAGAUUGAGGAUAUAAUGGUAGAAGAUGAAUAUGGUGAGUUGACUCUGUCCCCAGAGCCUUUGACUUCUGAGAAGCCAGUUUUUGAAGACAGUGCUGAAUUUGAACACUGUUUGGAUAAUUAUCCUGGAGAAUCAAAGUGGGAAAAAGCUCCAUCUCUUGGGGCUGUUUCCACUGGUGGUGGGCAGUGGGAAAAUAAUGAAAAUGGGAAGGCUACUAACUCGUCCGAUGACAAUGACUGGUCUGGAUGGGGGAGAAAAGCUGAACCUGAUGUGGCCAAUACAAAUGCCCAAGAGAAUACUUCAAACUCUGCUUGGGAUACUACGCCAAGUUGGGGAAAUAAAGCUACUAAUACUUCAAACGACAAUGACUGGUCAAAUUCUGGUACAAAAGAAGUUGAACGGGAUUCCUUUACUUCCAUGGAGAAAACUCCAAAAUCUGGAGGUUGGGAUACUGCAUCUACUUGGGGGACAAAAACAAAAGAUGUAGAUGGCUUUAAAGGUGACACAGCGCCAGAAAAAUCAAAUCUGUGGUCUGGUUUGCAGAACGAGAAAGCUGAAACACAAGAUGCCUUCCAUAAAAAGGUUGAGAUGACCUCUAAAUCUAGGGGAUGGGAAGAUAAGGCUUGGUCAAGAGGAAGUUCUAAAACAGAAGAUAAUUGGUCUAGUCAGGUGAAGGAUAAAGCUGAAUCAUUCCAGGUUCAGGUGCAAGAAGUUUCUUCCAAAACCAAUGGCUGGGGUUCUGCAGGCAGUUGGAGAAAGAAUUCUGGAGAUGAUCAUCAAUCUGAAGCAGGCUGGAACGAUGGCCAGGCAUCAAUGGACCUAGAUAAGGUGUCUGAUAGAUGGGAUAGCAGGGCCACCGACAGGAUGGAGAGCCAGCGGACAUCUAGUUGGGGUUCUCAAACUGUUUGUGACUCGAAGGAUAGCUUUCCAUCCAAAGCCGUGGAGCAUAGUGAUGCAGUUCUCAAUCAUUCUUGGGAUCAACAUAAAUCACCAGAGGCUUCCCAGGGAUUUGGCAAUGAUGUCUGGGGGCAACAGAAAUCACGGGAAGUUAUAAAACCUUCACAUGUUAACAAUGAAUCAAAUCAACGUGGCUGGGGCUCCCAAAUUGAGUCAAACGAAGGAUCAGGUCAUGGGUUUGAUCAAGUUACCAGUGAGCAUAAAUCUUCUGACACAGGAGGUUGGGACUCUCAGGAGAAGAUGGAUAAGCCAUGGGACAAACAGAAAUCUACAGAGGCUUCACAAAGUUGGGGAUCUCAGGAGAAGAUGGAUAAGCCAUGGGACACACAGAAAUCUACGGAGGCUUCACAAAGUUGGGGAUCCCAAAAUGACUCACUGGGUUCGUGGGGACAACCCCAGAGGGCAGCUGAAGAAUUUAGUCGGGGAUCUCAGGAUGAUUCAAAUACACAAUUUAGUCAACUGAAACCUCCAGAAACUUCAUUAGGUUGGGAACAAAAAUCACCGGAAGUUUCUCAUGGUUGGGGUUCUCAUAAAGAGUCUAGUGAACAGACAAGUUCACAUGGAUGGGAUAAGAAGAAUCAAGGGUCAAAAGGUUGGGGUGGAAAUGCUGGGGAGUGGAAAAAUAGGAAGAACCGUCCUCCGAAAUCUCCUGGAGUUUUGAACGAUGAUUCUAAUUUACGCGCAAUAUUUACUGCAUCAGGACAACGGUUGGAUAUGUUUACAACUGAAGAACAAGAUAUUCUUGCAGAUAUUGAACCCAUAAUGCAAUCUAUCAGAAAAGUUAUGCAUCAAUCUGGGUACAAUGAUGGGGAUCCAUUGUCUGCUGAAGAUCAGUCCUUCGUACUUCAAAGUGUAUUCAACUUCCAUCCUGACAAAGCUGCAAAAAUGGGCGCUGGAAUUGACCACUUCAUGGUUAGUCGGCACAGCAGUUUUCAGGAAAGCAGGUGUUUUUACGUUGUGACAACCGACGGCCAUAAAGAGGACUUUUCAUAUCGUAAAUGCCUUGAUAAUUUCAUCAAAGGCAAGUAUCCUGACCUGGCCGAAAUGUUUGUGGCCAAGUACUUUAGGAAACCUCGUCCAAAUAGAAACCGAGACCGGAACUCUGCAUCUGAGGAAAAUGAGAAUAAAAACAUUGGUGGAGAGCUGACUCCAAUUCCAGAAGAAUCUCAAAAUGGCAGUCAAUAAUAGUGAUGGUGUCUUGGCAUUUGAAUAGCUCAGGAACCAGCCCCUCUUCUAUAAUAGAGGUAAAAAAUGAUCACAUUGUCUGGUAUUUUGCCUUGUACAUAGGAGGCAUAUGAUUUUGUAUUUUGUGGGGUCAACAAGAGGAAGAAAUUUCCAGCUUUGUAGCAAGCCUCAGCUCCUUUUCCCCAUAUAUAUAAAAAGCAGUUCUCAGUUCAUUGGUGUUUAACUUGUCCUGUUGCAUUAGAAGUUGGUUAGGCUGUCUUCUUUUUAUUAACUUGCUCUUCCAAAAAUCAGUUCAUUACUAAUUUUCUUAGGCUCCCUCAAUCCCAACUUCUCCUAAAGCCUUAAGAAUUUGACUAGCAAUUGAAAAUGGCUCAACUGUUGUACUUGCUAUACUGCUGUCUUGUUGCAAUCCUUGCCUCCUAUGGAAAAGCUUGUUUGUGUAUGUUGAAGAUUCAAUGAUUCUGACUCUGCAAAACAGUUGCCAUCUGUAUUGAUAGUGGAAGUCCCACAAGAUUUGUACAUAGCCUGAAAACAAGAUUUUUCUGAUCAAUUUCAAUAGUAGACUAAUUUUGAAUUGAGCGCACCGA